This is a messenger RNA of Dufourea novaeangliae, 616 nucleotides long. RefSeq names its product sex-regulated protein janus-A-like. The coding region runs from base 39 to 497 and encodes 152 amino acids. Gene Ontology annotation, cellular component: cytosol. Gene Ontology annotation, molecular function: protein histidine phosphatase activity. Gene Ontology annotation, biological process: peptidyl-histidine dephosphorylation. The transcript is spliced from 4 exons. NCBI's taxonomy places the organism in Eukaryota, Metazoa, Arthropoda, Insecta, Hymenoptera, Halictidae. The record is from RefSeq and is a predicted model, not a curated record.
GAUAUAAGUAGUAUAAGGCCAUCUAUCGUGGAUUCCAUAUGACGGCAACUAUCCAGAAUUUUGGAGUUGGAUCACUGACUGGCCGGCACUCAAUCUUAAAGGCGAUUCUUUCGAACAGUAGACGUUUCGCCAUAAUGUCUCAGUCUUUAGACAAAGUGCCUGAUGUGGAUAUCGAUGGUCAUGGAAGAUUCAAAUAUAUUUUAAUUAAUGUGCAAGACGAAAGUAGCAAUGCAAGCAAGUCCAUUGUUAGGGGGUAUGCCAGGGCACAGUGGCACGCGGAUAUAUUCGACCGGACCACUGAACAGCUUCAACCGUAUCCUUCGUUGAGGGCCAAGUGUCUGGGUGGCGGAAGAAUCGAGCACGACCCCGACGAGAAGACCAUCAAAGUCUACGGAUACUCUCAGGGUUUCGGUAAAGCGGACCACGAGGUAUCAGUGAACCUGUUGAAGAAGAAAUACUCAGAUUACAAAAUCACUUGCUCGGACGAGGGGUAUUAAAAGAAGGAAGGAGAAGAAAACGUUUCUAUUCGCUGCCUAUACGUUUUCUGGUGUACAGGCAACAAAAAUAUUUUUAAUUGUAUUGAAUGACUGAAAUAAAACAUUUGUAAUAAUUAUGA